AUGGAGAACGUACCAGGUGAACAUAUGGUAGAAGUUGUGGGUGGAAGAGAUAUUGUCUUGUUUGGAAUUGGAGCAACUAAUAUCGAGCAGUACAACCUCCGCACUGACAAUUGGAGUUUUGUUUGUCAUAUGGGUGGCCGACGUUUGCAGUUUGGUGUUGCAGUUCUAGAUGAUAAAUUAUUUGUUGUAGGAGGUCGAGACGGCCUGAAAACUCUCAACUCUGUUGAGUGUUUCAAUAUAAAGACCCAGUCUUGGACUUCAAUGCCACCUAUGUCCACACAUCGACAUGGUUUAG
Bemisia tabaci is the source of this 295-nucleotide messenger RNA. NCBI's taxonomy places the organism in Eukaryota, Metazoa, Arthropoda, Insecta, Hemiptera, Aleyrodidae. The record is from RefSeq and is a predicted model, not a curated record.